AAAGUGAAGUCCCAAGCGCUCACGCUAGCCUCUCAUUUCCGCCUCUCUCUCUCCCCCCCAUCUCUACAGAGGCAGCAGCAGCGGCGGCGGCGACAAGGGAAGCCGAUGGCCAUGGCGACCUCCACCUUCUCCCCCCCGGCCUCGCAGCUCUCCCUCACCCGCCGCCGCCUCCACCCGGGCCCCGACCUCCUCACCCUCUCCUCCCCGCGCCUCCGCGCCGGCCUCCGCCUCGCCCGCGCCGCCGCCGGGGAGGCCCCCGUGGAGACUGUCGAGGCGCCGCCGAGCAAGCCGGAGGCCGAGCCGUCCCCCGCUGCGUCCAACGGGGCCGCCGUCAAGGCCGAGAAGCCGCCGGCGGCGGCGGCGGCGCCCCCGCUGCCCAAGUUCCGGGACUCGAGGUGGGUCAACGGGACGUGGGACCUCAGGCAGUUCGAGAAGGGCGGCGCCGUCGACUGGGACGCCGUCAUAGACGCCGAGGCCAGGAGAAGGAAAUGGCUUGAAGAUUGUCCAGAGGCAACUAGCCCUGACGAGGCCGUUGUCUUCGAUACUUCAAUCAUACCGUGGUGGGCAUGGAUGAAGCGUUUCCAUCUCCCUGAAGCCGAGAAGCUAAAUGGCCGUGCUGCCAUGAUUGGCUUCUUCAUGGCAUACUUUGUUGAUAGCUUGACCGGCGUGGGGCUUGUCGACCAGAUGGGCAACUUCUUCUGCAAAACCCUACUGUUUGUUGCUGUGGCUGGUGUGCUGCUGGUCAGGAAAAACGAGGACAUAGAGACAGUGAAGAAGCUCAUCGAUGAGACGACGUUCUACGACAAGCAAUGGCAGGCAACCUGGCAAGAUGAGUCCCCUUCUCAGCCCAAGAAAUAGCUCUGAAGUGGAAUCUGAAUCUGAAUCCUCCCUAUGUUGUAUUGUAUCACUUCUUUUUGCAGCCCUUUUCUCAACCCAUUUAUUAGUGAGGCUCAGUACAUUUUGAUGAUCUUAAUACCUAUGACGUCUUGUAAAAAGUACGAACUCGUUUCUGUGCUAGAGGUUAACGUUGCUGCGGGUUACUUGGUUGAAUGUUUUCUUUGUGAGAAUUGCUUGUACUAGUUACUC
Oryza sativa Japonica Group (Japanese rice) is the source of this 1086-nucleotide messenger RNA. Its product is annotated as light-harvesting complex-like protein 3 isotype 2, chloroplastic. NCBI's taxonomy places the organism in Eukaryota, Viridiplantae, Streptophyta, Magnoliopsida, Poales, Poaceae. The record is from RefSeq and is a predicted model, not a curated record.